CCGAUGACAAAUAUUCCCUAGUCGGAGAAGACGCCUCGAGCCGAGCGCAUGGGGUCGAGACGCCUGGCUCAGCUCUCGUCGAUUUCGAUACGCACACGCAAGCUGUGCCGUGCAUAGUUUUUCCUUUUCCUCGCAGUAGCCGCUUCGCGCGAGCCGCCGGUUCGGGCCCUGGAACGCGAUCGCCCGAGCCCCGAGCGUUCCAUAUGUUAAAGGCCGAUUCGUUUAAUCUACCAACUAUUUUCGAGUGCUGCCCGCAUCAGAGGCGGGCUCGAUCCGACGAUGGGAAGCAGGAAUUCCGAGGAUUACCAGAACGCCGGCUUCUCCAAUAAAACCGAGGUAAUUAUAUCGAGAGAGCAAACUUUGCCUCUCCCCCUUAAAAACAAGGCUUCGCAACAACGUAAUGCGCAGUCGGAUAACGAAAGCAACGAGGAGCGCUACCCCCAAUCGCCGGUGCUGCUGGACCUCGACGAGAACUCGAAGCAGCAACAGCAGCAGCGGCAACGGCUGCAGCUCCGGGAAACAGGCGACUACAACGGCGUUCAGCACACGGCGGCAGAGCUGACGGAGGAGGAGUUGGCGAUCCGUAGGCAGAAUUUGAGGAAGCGAUGGCAGGACGCCGCGGCAUUCGAACGACGCUCGCUGCAGCAGGGCGAUCAGGUGCUGGCGAUCCGAGUGCCGGAGCCGGAGCUCCUCGGCUCGCAGUCCAGCGGCGUCAAGGCCCGCGAGCCUUCCCAGACCGAGAAGGACUACAAGAAGUCCGCCUGCGACAGGGAGCGCACCCGUAUGCGCGACAUGAACCGCGCGUUCGAGCUGCUCCGCUCGAAGCUGCCCAUCUGCAAGCCGCCCGGCAAGAAGCUCUCGAAGAUCGAGUCGCUGCGCCACGCCAUCACCUACAUCCGACACCUGCAGAGCCUGCUGGAGCCCCAGUACGGCUACGGGCCGGCGCCGAGCUCGGCACCGCCACCGCCGCCCCCGACCUACUUCGCCGCGCCGACGGGGCCUUACGCGGAGGUGCAGCGGGCCCCCCGGUGGGACGCCUACGCCUACUACAGGUACGACUACCACGCGCCAGCCUUCGCCGGCCUGCCGCCCAUCGGAGUGCCCGGGAGGGCCGCGCUUCUCGACCACGAGCACCCGGAGCAGCGGCACCAGCAGUUCGCUUACGAGCCGAGACCGUAGCUGGCUUAAUAUUAUGACUUUGGAGCUGUAUUUUUACAAGAGAGCGUUUUGUAUAUUUAUUGUGUAAUGUAAUUUUUGUAUGCUGCGCGCACACGAGAGCAAUAAAACACUUUGUCGAUAUGUACAUACGUAGAGAGAGAGAGAGAGAGAGAGAUACACGCGGUGAACUAGUUCUCGCCGCAGCCCUUCCCGGAAUGUCACUCAACGCCUCGGAAAUAGCUCGACUCGAAUCCCCGAGGAAGAGCGCGUGCAGCCGCGCAUGCAUAUACUGUGUGUAUGCACAUAGGUAUAUAUAUAGGGUGACGGUAUACUCGCUUGGAAUUGUAAAUUGCGCCGCGAGGAGGGAGAUGCAGCAAGCGCAAUCGCGAGACUUUGACGUCCCAUUGGACAGGGGAAUUCGAAAAUUCAACGAGAUAGCUCACUUUGCGGGUGUGAAAAUAAGAGCAGCUGUUCGUUAAAAAAAUUAAACUUUAUUAUUGCAAUCAUCAUUCUUUCUCAGUAUAUAAUAUCGAGUUUUUAAUCGUUCAGUAUUCGUCUGUUUGCGUUAUGUUAGUAAAAAAUAUAUUACGCAUCAAGAGUUCCUA
Messenger RNA from Nasonia vitripennis (jewel wasp), 1763 nucleotides. It is a transcript of the gene sage, whose product is annotated as achaete-scute complex protein T8. Gene Ontology annotation, biological process: regulation of transcription by RNA polymerase II; mesoderm formation. Gene Ontology annotation, cellular component: nucleus. NCBI's taxonomy places the organism in Eukaryota, Metazoa, Arthropoda, Insecta, Hymenoptera, Pteromalidae. The coding region runs from base 280 to 1179 and encodes 299 amino acids. Gene Ontology annotation, molecular function: RNA polymerase II cis-regulatory region sequence-specific DNA binding; protein dimerization activity; DNA-binding transcription factor activity, RNA polymerase II-specific. The record is from RefSeq and is a predicted model, not a curated record. The transcript is spliced from 3 exons.